GCUUUUUGAUGUUCUACAGGGGCCACCGUAUGUGUGAGGACGUCGACCUCACAUAACAUCCCAGCAUGCACUUCGAUCUUCUUUCAGCAAAAUGGCGUCGACAAUUCGAGCUCCCGUGUAUUGCAUUUGUAGACAACCUUACGACGCCGCACGGUUUAUGAUAGAAUGUGACACAUGCCAGGAUUGGUUCCAUGGAAGUUGUGUUGGAGUCAGAGAAGACCAGUCUGCUGACAUAGAGGAAUAUCAUUGCCCUAACUGUGAAGAUAAACAAGGACCUCUCAUUUUAAAAAAGAGACGUAACUGGCACCGACAUGAUUACACAGAGGAAAGCAACCACAGUAAGGCCGUUCAGUCUGGCACACUCAUCUUCAUCAAGGGUCUUAAGAACCGGACGUUCUCUGAGGGAGACGACAUCCUCCUAAGAUUACACGGCUCUGAACUGACAGAAUCUUACUUUGAGAAACACGGUUUCAUGCAACCUAUACUGGUUGAGAGCAAGGAGGGCCUUGGGUUGCAUGUACCUCCACAUUCAUUCACAGUGGCCGAUGUGGAAAAAUACGUCGGUUCAAUGAAAGAUAUUGAUGCAAUAGACGUCCCUCGUCAGAAUGAGUGUAAGAUGCCAAUGAGACAGUGGGUAGAAUACUACAACAGUCCCAAUAGGGAUAAAGUCCUUAAUGUUAUCAGCUUAGAGUUCUCUGGUACCAAACUCUCCAAUCUGGUUCAAGCUCCGUCGAUAGUCCGAGACAUCAGCUGGGUGGACAACAUCUGGCCUGAACAGCUCCCUGAGGAUUGCCAUUAUGGGAAGCCAGAGGUAUCCAAGUAUUGCUUGAUGGGCGUCAAGGACAGCUACACAGACUUCCAUGCUGACUUUGGGGGAACGUCGGUCUGGUACCACGUGUUAAGGGGAGAGAAAGUGUUCUUCAUGAUCAAACCGACACCGGAGAAUCUGAAGAAAUACGAAGAGUGGAACUCGUCUCAACGCCAGAGUGAAGUCUUCCUUGGGGACAGGGUGGACUGUUGCUAUAAGUGUAUUGUCAAACAAGGUCAUACACUUCUCAUUCCUACAGGUUGGAUUCAUGCAGUUUUAACGCCGGUGGACUCUCUUGUAUUUGGUGGCAAUUUUCUACAUAGUUUUAAUAUUCCGUUACAAAUUCAGAUCUACAACCUAGAGAGAAGGUUACAAACACCGUCUAGAUUUCAGUUUCCUUGGUUUGAGACGACGAUGUGGUUUGCUGCAAAACAUCUUUUUGAAAUUUUCAAAGACUACAAUGAGGACUCUAAGAAGCCUGCACCAUAUCUUAUACUAGGAGCUAAAGCACUCAGUGAAGCUCUCAAGAACUGGACAAGGAAGAGAGAGCAACAGAGAUAUAAGGGUGACUUACCCAACUUAAAGGUUCACCAGCAGGAGAUACCUGAGAGCAUACAGCACUCACAGCUCCUUAAGGAUCUCAACAAAGAAAUCAAAAUCCUUGAGAAACCACCCACAGUGAAGCUUAAAAAUAAAGGCAAACACAAGAAGAACAAGAAAGACAAGAAGGGCAAAGAUCUCAAAUCCAAGAAGGUCUCAUCCGACAAGAAAUCCAGCCUCUCAAAGUCCACAAAGGACAAGGACAAAAAGAGGAAAGGAAGUACAUCGAGCCGAACAGCUCUUCAAAAGGAGAAUAAUGGAAAGUCCAAGAAGACCAAGAAGAAGAAAAAAGGUGCAUCUGGUUCCUCGUCCAAGUCAGUGUCUGGGUCGACAGAGGGAGACUCAGACAGGAACCAAGGGAAGGCGGAUCAGAGGUUACCUGCACUUAUCUCACAUCCUCUAAUGAAAAAUCAACCCUACAGUGCAGAAUCCAGUAAUCACAAGCCGUCUCUGAAGAUGGUUUUUCCCAAGAAGAGUCUUGGGGAUACAUCGGGAACUGAAAGUGAAGACGAGAAGAGUAAGAGUAUUUCCAAGAGGUUGAAAAUCGUCUUGUCCAACGGAAAGAUCAUCAGUAGAGGAGGAUCACCGCUCCAUGAUGGUAGCCAGCGGGAUGGUUUCCAGCCUCUCUUCAAAGCUGGGAACAGCAGCCUGAGACAUUCAUCGAGCCAAGAUAUCAGCGAGGGAGAAGACAUCAUCGUGGAUGAUGAUGAUGCGACGUCAAUCAGGGACAAGAUGAUGCCACAAGGUCUGCUGAGGAGUAGAGAGAUGCUGACGUCUAAAGCUCCAUUGAAACUUAAACUAUCAUUCAACGGCAAGCCUGUUCUACCCAUUGGGUCCUCCUCUUCACAGGACAGCUCUACCCAGAACACAUCACAGCGUGCCAAAGGGAUGGGUUCUAGUUCCGAUUCAGACUCUGAAUCUGGAGACGUUCUUCCAUCUGAUAGAAGCCCAAGACAAUCAUCACCCUUCAACAACAUGGAUGCCCUAUUACAGGCGAGCCAAUGGGAUCAGUCAAGACCACUGCCUACAAUCAGUCUGGCUGAUAUCGAGGCAGAACUCAAGCAUCAGCCAGCUUCUCCAGGUACCCAGGAUGCAAUCCAGGGCAUGUUGUCCAUCUCCAUGCCAACUUCCAAUCUUGCCCUUAAUAGACAGUCUUCAUCGUCGCCGUUUGUUCAGCCGGGUAGCAAGAGGAAAAGAGAGAACUCCUCGGCUGAGGCUGAGGAGGAUCUACCUAACUGCUUCCAAGAUGCCAAAUAUAUUUAUCCCUCCCUUGAUGAUGAUGGAGAUGGUCCUCUCUUCAAGUCACGCAGUAAGAACCCCAAGAAGUUACCCAAAGACGCCCCUUGGAACCCUAAGGCUAAGGUGUGUAGCCUGACACCCCGUGCCCGGGUUCCCUCGAGGGAUAACGCCAAGAGACCUAACAUCGAGACGGGCCUCGCUGAUGCAGCUGCAAGACUUGCCACAAAGCCGAGACCAAAGAGACAAUACAUCAGGCGGAAACCUCUAGCUCCUCAACCGAAGUCACCCGACCCGUAUGACUUUGAUGACGAUGAUGAACCAUCUACCAGCGUGCUGUCACAAUCACUGGGUCCACUGCAUAUGAAAUCAGAGAAUGAUCUCCUGGAUCUAACACAGAGUGCUCCAACCUCAGUAUUAAGCAAUACCCCAAAGAUGGCAGACCCUUCAAAAGGAUUGAAGAAACCAAAGAAGGGAAUGGCGACGGCUAAGCAGAGACUCAGUAAGAUUCUCAAGCUGAAGAAGGGAGGCAGAUUUAUCAUGUGACCACGGUGUCUGAAAGAUUGACCUCUCACCCCUAUCUCUGUGAAGUUAUUUUUGUCACUCUGUAUUUUUGUGCAUUUUUUGUGUGUUUGGAAAUCAGUCAUAUUUCUGUUGUUAAUUUGUGACGUUUUGACCUCCUGAUCCAAUUAAAGUAAAGUUGUUUUUGUCCUCGGUUGUGUUUGAGACAUUUUGUGUUUUUGGAUAUAUUUUUUAAUUUGUCAAUUCCAUGUUUUCCAUUUCACCAGUAGAUACGGCCCUUUACUCCUGAACUUGUGGAAUGUACUCAAAACCAAAUGGCAGUAGUGAUAGGAUGGUUUUUUUUUUUUUUUUGGGGGGGGGGUUCAACUGAAGAGGGUACCAUGUUUUGUUUUGUUGGGGCACUACAUGUAUCUGGAUGUUUUCAUUGGGGAUUGAGGGUAGGGCCCCUGAUGGCUACAUUUCUGACGUUUGGCAACAGCCACAGCUACAAUUUUGGACAUGGAUCUAGUAACCUCAACGACCAAGAUGAUUGGCUGUAUUAGAAAUAUGAGUAGCCCAGUAAACAUUUGAACAAUUAAAAAAAUUACUUAACAUUUUUAAAAACGUCUUCCUGCAAUAGAACAAAAGUAUAAACUCGUAUUUAUCAAAAGUCUACACUGCCAUUGGAGGGAUGGGGUACAGAACACAGUCUAAAGGGCUUUUCGUUUUAUUGAAACUAAUUGCGUUUACUUUUCAAAAUGUGUUUUUAGUUCCAUUUGAGUGUUUGAAUUAUUGUUAAGCUUCCAACAAAACACAAUGUGUGUUUUUAGUCUAUGUUCAAAUCACUCCAGUAGGAUCACAUUCUUGUUGGGUUCACACAACGCAGGCAGUUUCCUAAACCUUUUCCAAAAUACUGUAAAUACAGAAGACCUUUUUGGGUCGUCCUAAUUUAUUAACUGCAGGGGGAAGUCUCUGACGCAUAAGAGAAAAUUGUUAAAGUUUUCAGUCAUUUUGUAAAUGAUACCUCUGUUGUGUACAGCUGUAGAUUUUGUAUAAAUUUGGUACAUGUGAAGUGAAAUGGAGUCGUCUUUGAAAGAGCUUCUUGCGUACAUUGUGUAUUACAGAUUUGUUCCACCAGUCAAUGAGUUUCUUUGGUUUCAGAACAGUUGUAUUUUUGGUCAGUUUAAAGGAAAAUCACGUCACUGGUAAUUGUUGUAUAUUUUUCGAGAAAAUUUUUGAUUUGUUGAGGUAGGGUUUGCUCCAUGAAAAAGGUAUAUACUUCACAAAGGAAGUUCCCUUAAAGCUCUUUGUCACUGCCAUGGAUCCCCUUGAAAUGUUCAAAUAAAAAUGUACGGUUCUCUCUUAAUAGGGGUGACUGCUCUAUAUUCUGUCAUCCCCUAUGUUCCGACAACUAUGUGAGAUUUAUUCACUAGGUUUAGGGUUGGUGUUAGGUUUAAGGCUAAGAAAAUAAACUAAGUUUGAUGUGUCAUUGGGGUGUCAAAACACAGGUAACCGAUAUAGGUGCUCAUUACAUAAAACAAAAGUCACUGGGCCAAAUUUCAAACUGGUGAUAAAGCACACGUAUUAGCCAAGCAAAAAAUCGUUGUGCUUACUAGAAAUACAAUUUUCGACUGGUUUCUGGCUUAUUUUUGCUUAGCAGAUAUUUGUUGGGCAGUAUUUCCAACGGCUCUAUAAAUUUAUGCCCUGGCCUUUAAACAUCCUCCCUAUUGUUGGUUUCCGUAAGUUGGUUGCCUUCAAUGUUUCCCGUUAUCAUUUAAUACUUAAGGGAGCGGUAUCUAUCUUCCAGUGAAUGAAUUUUGUCUAUAUUGUUUACUUCCUACUGUCAUAUAAUGCAGAACCCUUUUCCAUCAAAAUAAUUGGUCAAGUGCAAGUAAAUAUUUCAAGAUGUGUGCGCAAUGAGCCAUUUGUGAGUUUUUAUUGAUGAAUGUCCGGUGCAAUGACUUGAUUGGUCAAAAGUGAACGAUUGAAUUUUAAUCCAGUUGAGCUCUAUGGGUUUUAUUCUUUGGUGAUGUUUUGGCCUGCAAUUUGUCUUUAUUCCAGAUUUUCAUGACCAAGCAAUUUAUUGUGACUCCCACUCAAAUCUGUUACUCACUUUGGCUGGUUGAAGCUUUCUGUGUAAAAUCUGAACUUUGAAGCUGUUUUUUUUUGUGCCCUUAAGCAUAAAUUCCCACUGAAAUGCAGAGUACCAUUUUAAAUUAUAGCUUUUUAUUUUGAGUUUUGAAUUGACUAGUGCAGGAUUUGCACCAAUGACCUCCGGUUUAACAAGACGACGCUGUACAACUGAGCGAUCUUAGCUCUAUGUUGGCGGUAACCCUAAGUUUUUAUGUUAUCACUUUCUUUAAUAUUGAAAUUACUGCUUUGAACCAUUCACAAAAAGUAUACAAGACGUACUGUUUUGGCUGGUACCGGUAACUUGGCCUUUCUGUUUAACCAACAUUUUUAAUGCUCAGUUAAUUUCCAUGCCCCAUUUCAUAAACUAUAAAACAUGUAAACACAAAAAUCUGCUAAGCACUGAUAAAUCUUGCUUUGACCAAGGUGUAGGAACUGCUCAUGGGGAUGGACACAGCAGCGAUGAUUGGUGCUGGUUAUUUUUGUUUUUUUAAACAAUAUAAACAACAAAAUUUGAUUUUAAUGUCUGAUGAUUCUCAUUAAAUCCUGUGUACAGUGUACAUAAUUAUUGUUUUUGUACAUAAAACUUGCGGAGGGGAAAAGUAUCCAAGUCUGCCUAAAAUUAUAUCUUUGCAGAGAUUCUUUAAUGAUAUCGAUAAAA
This is a messenger RNA of Asterias rubens (European starfish), 5936 nucleotides long. Its product is annotated as histone lysine demethylase PHF8-like. The record is from RefSeq and is a predicted model, not a curated record. Gene Ontology annotation, biological process: regulation of transcription by RNA polymerase II; protein demethylation. The coding region runs from base 92 to 3190 and encodes 1032 amino acids. Gene Ontology annotation, molecular function: transcription coregulator activity; histone demethylase activity. NCBI's taxonomy places the organism in Eukaryota, Metazoa, Echinodermata, Asteroidea, Forcipulatida, Asteriidae. The transcript has 21 exons.